UGAAUUGGCUUCCAUCUUGGCGGGGGACCUUCCACCUCGAGACCGAGCCCGGAACAAGUCCACCUACCUGAACCAUGGAAGAGCACUCAUUCCCACCGCUCCAGAACGACCUCCUGUUGAGGGCCGCAUGGGGCCAAGCGGUCGAACGGCCGCCCAUCUGGGUGAUGCGGCAGGCUGGCCGCUACCUGCCCGAAUACCACGAAGCCAAGGGAUCCCGCGACUUCUUCGAGUGCUGCAGGGACCCGGAGGUCGCAUCCACGCUGACAUUGCAACCAAUUGAACGCUAUGCCGGCCUCGUUGAUGCCGCCAUCAUCUUCUCGGACAUCCUCGUGAUCCCCCAGGCCAUGGGAAUGCUCGUGGAAAUGGUCGACAAGAAGGGCCCCCACUUCCCCAAUCCGCUGCGCAGCCCAGACGACGGACAGUACGCCGCGCUGAUGCAGCGCACCGUCGACGUGGCAACGGAGCUCGACUAUGUCUACAAGGCUAUCACCCUGACGAGGAAGAAGCUGCAGGGUCGGGUGCCCCUGUUCGGCUUCUGCGGGGCGCCGUGGACUUUGUUCUGCUAUAUGGUUGAGGGUGGGGGGACCAAACUGUUUAAGGAAUCGAAGACAUGGAUUUAUAAGUAUCCCGAGGAGACCAAGGCCCUUCUGCAAAAGAUCUCGGAGCUUUGUGUUGAGUACCUCGCUCUCCAGGUCAAGGCCGGCGCCCAGAUCAUCCAAGUAUUCGACUCGUGGGCCGGCGAGCUGUCGCCCUCUUCAUUCAAGAAAUUCUCACAGCCUUAUCUGGCUUACAUUGCCCAGCACCUCCCCGCCAGGCUGAAGCAGAUGGGUUUGGAACCCGUUCCCAUGGUCGUGUUCCCCAAAGGCGCAUGGUAUGCGCUCGACGCUGCGUGCGACAUGGGAUACAACGUUGUCAGUCUGGACUGGCUCCACGAUCCGGCCGAUGCUGUCAAGGUCGUUGGCGACCGGCCAGUCGUUCUCCAGGGAAACGCUGACCCCGGCGUUCUGUACGGCUCGCAUGCUGCCAUCACCGAGGCCGUGGCUGAGAUGGUAAAGGGCUUUGGCUGGCCGGAUCGGAAGAAGGGCUGGAUUGUGAACCUCGGGCAUGGGAUCACGCCAUUCGUCAACCCGGACGACUUAAAAUUCUUCUUUCAGGAGAUCCACCGCCUGACCAAGACGGAUGGCCAAUAGCAGUGAAACGCAAUGUUGAGUUCGGAAUGUCACGACAUUCUGCUCAGCUCAGCAUGUGUAUUAUUAUCCGAGAGCGGAAUGUAUGGUACCGCGGAUCUCCAAUCCAACCACUCACAUAGGAUCUCCAACGCUGCUGAGAUGCAGUAUUGCCCUGAAGCCAGUCAGCGAGAUCCUCGACUUUGAUGUCGCCCAUCUUACCAAGACAGAGUCCAGCUGAGCUUG
Molecule: messenger RNA, 1412 nt
Organism: Thermothielavioides terrestris NRRL 8126
Lineage: Eukaryota; Fungi; Ascomycota; Sordariomycetes; Sordariales; Chaetomiaceae
Exons: 5
Coding region: 75-1190 (371 amino acids)
Biological process (GO): heme biosynthetic process
Cellular component (GO): cytosol
Molecular function (GO): uroporphyrinogen decarboxylase activity
Source: RefSeq, a predicted model, not a curated record